Melampsora larici-populina 98AG31 is the source of this 1805-nucleotide messenger RNA. RefSeq lists its product as uncharacterized. The transcript has 3 exons. Bases 4 to 1443 code for a protein of 479 amino acids. Gene Ontology annotation, molecular function: transcription corepressor activity. Lineage: Eukaryota; Fungi; Basidiomycota; Pucciniomycetes; Pucciniales; Melampsoraceae. Gene Ontology annotation, cellular component: NuA4 histone acetyltransferase complex; Swr1 complex. Gene Ontology annotation, biological process: chromatin remodeling; DNA repair; negative regulation of transcription by RNA polymerase II. The record is from RefSeq and is a predicted model, not a curated record.
AAAAUGGAACAAGACUUAUUCAAACUGAUAGGAAACAACUCAGCAAGUUUAACAUUAGAGACUUUGAAACAUAUUCAAAACAAAUCAAAACCUUCACCAUCAACAUCAGCAUCAACCGCUAAGUGGAAUUUGAUCGAUAUCGCGAACCCAGCACGUAAAGUCCAAUUGAAAGUUAAACAUUGGGUGAGGAGUGAUAAACCUUCAGUAUCGCCAUUUUCGAAAUUCAAUACAAGUUCUAAUCUUUAUACAUACUCAACUGAAGAGUAUUAUCAUUAUCUGAGAGACGAUGAUUGGACAAAAGAAGAAACGGAUUAUCUAUUCUCACUUUUGAAAGAUUAUGAUUUAAGAUUUCCAGUGAUAAGUGAUCGAUAUGAUUUUUUAGGUAGUUCAAGAUCAAUCGACGAUUUAAAAUCAAGAUAUUAUUCGAUUUGUCAAAAGUUAAUCUUAAAUCGACCAUCGAAUUCUUCAGGCGAGCCAUUAGAUGAGAUGAGUAAAAAACAAUUAAUUCAAAGUUAUCAUUUUGAUAAAAAUAGAGAAAUUGAAAGAAAGAAACAAGUGAAAAGGCUAAUGAAUAGAUCAUUAAAUCAAAUUCAAGAAGAAAACUUUUUAUAUAUCGAAACCAGAAGAUUUGAACAAUCAGUUGAAAAAAGAAAUCAAGAAAGGCAUGAACUAAUGGAACUGAUUGGAGGUUUGCCUUUUGAGAUUUAUAAUCAAUUGAAACAAUGGCCGGAGGUAGAUACCAAUAAUCAAGAUGAAUCUAAUGCAAAUGAAACUAACAAGUCUAAUACUUUACAAGAGAACAAUUCAACUAAGCAUAAAACUAAUAAAUCUAAUAAAACUCAAGACCAAUCAUUUGAAGACCUAAGUGUAGACCCAGUUGAACAAUUGAAUCCAACAGACGCAACACAUAUAUCAAGAGACACAUCAAACGAUGCCAAGAAUUGCAUUUACCGAUUUAAUCAUGCAUUACCCUACCAUCACCCUUCAGUAACUUUAAGAUCAUCCAGAAUCCAUCAACCGAAAUCAGCAGCAUAUGCCACAAGAAUCAAUUCGAUCUUGACUGAAUUAGAAAUUCCUAUCAAUAUUUCUACUCCUAAACCGUUGAUUAUGGCUACAAGAGAAAAUGUAGAAAGUUAUACUUCUUUGCUGGGAUCGGCUAAUAAGUUGAGUGAACUUAAAAGACAUGUGGAUAAAGUGGAAUCAGAUUUAAGGAACUUGAGAAGACGAAAAGAAUCAUUGUUGGGACCUAACCAAAAAACUUUGGAAAGUCAAGAACUGGACUCUAAGCCGGUUUUAAUUGAUGAUCAAACUCAAACUCAAACUGAAACCUUCGUUAAUCUACCUGAUCCAACACAAUCACAGCCAACAAAAAAGCGAUCAGUUUCAAUUUCUUCUGAUUCGUUAACAGGAGAUGGACCAAGGAAAAAAGCACGUCAAGAAUGAUCCGAUUUGCCUCCGAUACGUUUGAUAUCGAAUCAUUACGUUUUCAUUAUUCUAAGGUUUGUGUUUUUGUUUCUCUCAUGUACACUUUCAUCGUGAUUUUUCAAAAAUUCGAAGAUUCAUUGAUCACUUCAGCUGUUCCAUUGUAUCCUCCUAUUAUGAUUAAUUAGAGUCGACUUUGUAAUAUACUUAUUGAGUUCUUUCGCGUUAUCUUGGGUUGUCUUGUUCAGCUUGUAUCAAUAAAAUCAAACGGUCUUUUCGUUUACUUUUUCCCUUGGAUAGUCUUUGGUACAGAGACCUUUGUAUGUACAAGAGUUGACGCUGUAUAGCAAGUUUUGAAAUUUUCACGAGUCGUGGUCGGCACC